AUGACGACGAUCAACCCGCACGUGGCGACGUCCUCGACCAUCAGCGGCCUGCUGCAGAAGCUGGGCGACUCGGAUCCGGAUUUCCGGUUCAUGUCGCUCAACGAUCUGCUACUCGUCCUCGUGAAUGGUCGGCCCGAGAUCCUGCAGAACGACUAUAACGUGGCAUCUAAGACUGUGGACCACCUUGUUCGCGCGCUGGACGACCAAAAUGGCGAGGUGCAGAACCUGGCAAUCAAAUGUCUCGGGCCCCUCGUGCACCGGCUGCCGCUGGCCAUCAUCGCGACACUUAUGGAGAAGCUGACAGCCCUGCGGCUCAAGAACUCGGUCGAUAAUACCGUCCCUGCCAUGGCCCUCAAGGCAGUGGUGGUCUCUCUCCCUGCCCCGGCCCCCGGCGAGCACCCUACAAAGGACAACAUCGACGCGUAUUCGACCAUCAACCGCGUGCUGAUUCCUCGCUUCAUCGGCUUGCCGACCUCCUCCAAGGUCACCACGGGCAGCCGCACCAACACCCACCACCAGCGCCAAGUGGCUGCUUCGCAGGCGUCCGGUGGUGCUCCGGAAAGCAUUCUCGACAUCAACGCCAACCCGACCGCCGAGUCGGUCGACGUUCUUAUCGAGGUCGUUUUCGAGGUCGAGGCCCUCCAGGAGGCCGUCUUCUCCGUCCUGCACGGCGACCGUGGCAAUUCCGCCGUCAAGAAGCGCGCCGUAGUUGCGGCGUCCAUUCUCGCCGUGUACCUGUCCGAGGACGCCCUGACCAAAUUUAUUACCAUGACGGUGCAGGCGCUGAAUAGGCCCAGCUCUGCCACCCAGCGGCUGUACAUUUCUAUCCUGGGCUCCAUGGCACGCUCCAUCCCCCUGCGCUUUGGCCGUCACAUUGGCGCCGUCAUUCCAUUCAUCCUGCACGCACUGAACGAAGAGGAGCUCGAGAAGCAGCUCGAGGCCAUCUCCGACGGCAACGACCCGAGCGACUUCAACGACGUGCGCGAAGCCGCCCUCGUGGCCCUGGAUGCGUUUUUGGCGUCGUGCCCCAACCAGAUGCGCCCGUACACCGAUGAAACCAUGCAGGCGUGCUUGCGGUACGUCAAGUACGACCCCAACUACGUCGGCGAUGACGACGACAUGGAGGACGCCGAUGACGAGGACGACGAGGACGACGACUUUGGCGGCGACGAGGACGAUGAGUUUGACGCCGAUGCCGGAUUUGAUGACGACGAUGACGCGAGCUGGAAGGUGCGCCGCUGUGCGGCCAAGGCGAUCCACACCCUCAUCUCGACGCGGAGCAGUGGCGACCUGCUGGACAACGGUGUGCUCUACCGCGAUGCGGCGCCGCUGUUGAUCAAGCGGUUCGAGGAGCGCGAGGAGACGGUCCGUCUCGAGGUGAUUUCGGCCGUGUCGCUGCUGGUGCGCAAGACCGGCGAAGGCAUCAUCCCCGAAUUCUCGCUGGACAGCCUGGAUUCACAGAGCGAGUCUGGCGCCCAGCUACCGCUCAGCCGCAAGCGCCGGCGCCAGAGCAGCGUAACCGCUCUUCCUCUGCGGCAAAACUCCAUCACCAGCCCUACGUCACCGACACAUGAGCGCCGGCCGUCUAUCCCUACGACAGGCCCGCGUGCCGACCUCGCUGAGCAGACCCGGUCAAUUGUGACUGCCUGCACCAAGAUUCUCAAGGGCAAGCAGGUGCCGACAAAGCAGGCGGCCAUCAACCUCCUCAACGACAUUGUUUCUGUGCAGCGCGGUGGUCUCUCGGACUACUUUGAGCAGGUCUUGGACUUGGUGCUGGUGACAGUCAAGUCCCCCACAGCCUCGGCGGCUACGUCGUCGCUGUCACUCGGCGGUGGCAAUGCCUCGGCGACACCGACGACGCUUCGCAUUGCGGCGCUCCGUCUCGUCGGCCACAUCGCUAACACCCACAGCUCCCAGGUCCUGCAGCCGUACCUGGCGCGUGUCGUGGACGCUGUUCUCACCGUGGUGUCAGACCGCUUCUACAAGCUGUCGGCCGAGGCCGUCUCGGCCAGUGAGGAGGUGAUCAAGUCCAUCACACCGCCCCGGUCGCGGUCAACGGCAGCGGCCAAGUUCAAACCAGAGAUUCAAAAGCUGUACGACGUGCUCAUGAACCGGGCCACCGCAUCUAACGUUGACACGGAGGUUCGCACAAAGGCCAUCCAGGCACUGGGCACGCUUCUGUCACGCACUGGUGCCGAAGGCGCUUCGCUGCUGGCCCUGGAGAAGCGCAGCAUCGCUUUGGAAUCGUUGCUUGAGCUGCUCGGCAACGAGACGUCCCGCUUGGCAGCGGUGCGGGCGAUUGAUGUCAUUGCGGCAUCGGCCACGACGGCUGUCCCCUUUGACGGCCGGUGGACGCGCCGGGUCACAGUGCACUUGGCGUCGCAGCUGGGCAAGGCUAACCACUCGCUCCGAAGCUCGUGCAUCCACGCCCUGCGCCACCUUGUACAGAGCCCGGCUGCCCAGGGUGAGCUCGACGACACCACCAUCCCCGUCCUGGUCACGGCGCUCUAUCCCGUCAUCUCGCGCAACGACCAGCGUCUGUUGAGCCCGACGUUGCGGAUCCUCAAGGUUCUUGUCGAGAUCCAACCACAGCUCGUUGUGACGACCGAAGUGAUCGAAUCCAUCUGCCACCUGCUGCAGUCGAGCGUGGCGGCAACCGUCUUGGACCCUCUACUGCAACUCGUGACGGUGAUUGGCCGCAGCGGCCAUGGUGGUCCCCUCAUGAAGGGCCUGCUGCGGGAUGUCGGUGUUGUCGGCGACCCGGCCAUCGUUGGCAAGGUGGUUGGCAAUCUUCUGGUGGCCAGCGGCAGCUCAGCCGGUGUGACGAUCGACAGCUUCAUUAAGGAGACACAAACCUUCAAGGCCGACCAGGUGCGGGCCAGCCUUGCGCUGUCGGUCCUCGGCGAGGCCGGCCUGCGGCUGGGCAAGGACUCGCCCAUUCAGCCCGAGCUGUUCGUCGAGCAGUUCACGAGCGACUACGACAAGGUGUCGAUCUCGGCGGCCGUGGCACUGGGCCGUGCGGGCGCGGGCAACGUGCCUCUGUACGUGCCGGUGAUUCUGCAGGGCAUGGAGUCGGGCAGUUCCACACAGUACCUCCUGCUGCAGUCGAUCAAAGAGGUGCUUCAGCAGGUCACUAUUGACCACACGGACAUUAGUGAGUACACGGCCGUGAUCUGGGAUAAGCUGCUGCAGAUGGCCGAUGUGGAGAACAACAAGGCGGCGUGUGCGGAGUGCAUCGGCCGGCUGGCCAUCACGGCGCCCGAGACGUACAUCCCGAGGCUGCACAGUCUCCUGGGCGACCAGUCAGCGGUGCUGCGGGCCAUCUCGGUGCAGGCGAUCCGGUACGCGCUGCCGGACACGGGCGAGGCGUUUGAUACGCUCUUGCGCGAGCACCUAGUGGCGAUGCUCAACAAGGCACUGAGCGACAAGGACAUGGAGAUUCGGCGGCUGGCCAUGACGGCGCUCAACUCGGCGGCCAACAACAAGCCGGAACUCAUCCUAGGCCACCUCAACGAGCUGCUGCCGUACAUUAUGGAGGAGUCCAAGCCGAAGCCGGAGCUGGUUCGCGAGGUGAUGAUGGGGCCGUUCAAGCACCUGGUCGACGACGGCCUUGAGGUGCGCAAGGGUGCGUAUGAGACGCUGUACGCGCUGAUGGAGACGGCGUUUUCGCGCAUAUCGAUCAUCAGCCUGUUCGACCGCAUCAUUGAUGGCCUGGGCGAUGAGCACGACAUCCGGGCGAUGUGCACCAUCAUGGUCAGCCGGCUGGCGUACAUUGCGCCAGAGGAGACGACGAGACACCUCAACAGCAUCGCGGACAAGUUCCGGGCGACACUUUCGAACAAACUCAAGGACAACGCGGUCAAGCAGGAGCACGAGAAGCAGGAGGAUGCCAACAAGAGCGUGCUGCGGGCGACGCUGCUGCUGGCGGACCGGCUCAAGGCGGCGCUCAACGAUGGCAGCUCGACGGUGGACGUGGGCGCGCACCAGACGUGGACGCAGUACUGGGAGUGGGUCAACCGGGCCUUUGAGGCGCAGCUGCGGACGCUGCGCAGCGAAAGCCGUGACAAGGGUGCGGCUUAUUAG
Molecule: messenger RNA, 4083 nt
Organism: Sporothrix brasiliensis 5110
Lineage: Eukaryota; Fungi; Ascomycota; Sordariomycetes; Ophiostomatales; Ophiostomataceae
Product: cullin-binding protein
Exons: 3
Coding region: 1-4083 (1360 amino acids)
Biological process (GO): protein ubiquitination; SCF complex assembly
Cellular component (GO): nucleus
Source: RefSeq, a predicted model, not a curated record